AACUUCAGCAGAAGAAGUUUGCAACGUCUGCUGUCGUAAACAGCGUCACUAUGUCUGAACGAGCAGCGUAUGGCUUAGCCUGAAAGACAACAGCUUAGUUUUCUUUUUGGUUUAUUAUGCUUUUGUUUUGUUUGGCGACUUGGACUUUAUAUUAAAUGGAGACCAAUAGCUUACUAUGAAACUCCGGGAUCAGAAUGACAGGCGUGAUUCCAGAAGAGCACUGAAACUGAGGUAUUCCCCUGCUGUAAUGCAGCCUAAUUCAAGUGAGCAGGACGCUCAUGCAGGAAAUGGUUUGUCCCUAAAUCUGCAACCAGAGCUCACCAGGACUCCAGCCCCUGGUGCGGCUGCUGCCAACCCUGAGAGCAAUGAGGUGCGGGUAAAUAUGACCAGCAAGCCGGGGGAGAGCACUGGAGGUGCAUCAUCCAGGAGGUCCAGAGUCAACUCCCACAGCCACACACAUUCUCAGCCGCACUCACACAAUCGGCUGCCCCACCACUCCAAUUCGGAGGCUGAGCUGGACCCGCCGGACUCUGAUCUGGACUCAGGAGAACCCAGCACCUCCUUUUCUGAGCUUCGGUGUCUCUUCCGCUGGCUUCAAAAGAGUCUUCCUUUUCUAAUCAUACUUUGUGCUAAACUGGUCAUCCAACAUGCUCUUGGGCUAGCAGUUGGGGUUGGCCUCUUCACAACUUUUCUAUAUGUGAAUAAAAACAUUCAAACUCAAGUAUUUCUUCAGGAUCGACACUCAAAGCUGCGGUGUGUAUGGAUGCUACUGUUCCUGAUCUCCUCCACCCUCCUGCUUUACUACACCUUUCUCAGUGAGACACUCCACUAUUGCCUCAUCUUCCUCAGCCCCACCAUCGAGACGCUGGGUUUCUGGGAGGUUCUAUGGACGGUCGGCAUCACAAACUUCAUCAUAAAGUUUCUCUUUAUGGGGAUUAAGUGCCUUAUCCUUCUGCUGCCGUCCUCACUGGUGAACUACAAAACCCAGGGGCGGUGGGUGAUGCUGACCGAGGAGCUGGGUCAGUUCCACCAGGCCACGGCUCCUUUCCCCCUGUGGUUCCGCUACCUGGUCACGUACCAGGAGGUUGACGGCACCCCCGGCCUCACACUGGGAGUCCUGCUGGCUUUGCUCUACCUCAUAAUGAAGCUUUUAGGAUUGUACGGACAGUGGACGUCUAUACAGAAAACUGCGAGGGUCUUUCUAAACGGCGAGCAUACAGGCACAGCAGCCACUAGGAGUCAGUGCAGCGAGGCAGGAGACGUGUGUCCCAUCUGCCAGGGCGAGUACAGGGAGCCUCGGGUUCUGCUCUGCCAGCACAUCUUCUGUGAUGACUGCAUCGCGCUUUGGUUUAACCGGGAGAAGAGCUGCCCUCUCUGCCGCACGGUCAUCACCGAGAAGGUUUUCAAGUGGAGGGACGGAGCCACAUCUCCACACCUGCAGAUUUAUUAAGUAAUAAGGUGGGGGGAGAAAUUGGGUUUUGGGCUUGUAUUUAUAAUGUGAUUUUUUUUUUCCUACCCCACUGACCAGUGAAGUUAACACACUGUUUCAUUAACCGGCAAGGGCCGCCCGUUGCACCUACAGUUAUGUUUCUGAUUUAUUCACCAGUCCUCCCUAUUCCUCACUCUCACAGACGACAGAGCGGGUUAUUGUCAUGCCCCUCAGUGAUUUAUUUGAAGUCGUUUCCUUUUGUGUUGCUUUUAUUCACCUUGAAUCUCAAUAUAAUCGUUCCUUUUGUUGCAGCAAAUGAUUCUACUUUGAUAGUUUCUUCUACUUGUAAAUACGACAGAGAAAAAUAUAUAAAGUAUUUUAAAGAUUUGUUUUCCUCAACAAUACGUUUGAACAAACAUGCAACACAUGGGACCCUCUGUUUCUGAAUUUGUGGAAGAGACGUCUUAUUUGUAACAGCUCAGGAGGGCAUGCUGAAUUCUGCUUUAUCUUUGAGCUUCAACGGCACUGUGAAGGCUUUUAGGAAGCCCGGGUCCAUCACAUGGUCCGAGAAUGACCUUUGUCAUCCUCCAUCCAGGCACUGAAAACAUACAUGGCAAGCUAAAACAUUUCUCUAUGUGAUGGAUCAAGAGUUUGCCUUUUGCUUUCAGUGUUUGGUGAUUCUUUUUUCCACAAAUGAGAAAAAGGAUGCAAUGGAGAUUUACACAAAUUAUUUUUCUAUACAGGCUAUAGAGCCUCGUUUUUGUAAAAACCAAAGACCGGGAGAAACAUCUCUUAUUAUGUACAAAUAUAAUUUCACUGUUAUUUUAUCCAUUUGAUUCUGAAUAAAGAUUUAAAAUAUAAA
This is a messenger RNA of Eleginops maclovinus (Patagonian blennie), 2291 nucleotides long. It is a transcript of the gene rnft1, whose product is annotated as ring finger protein, transmembrane 1. Bases 176 to 1450 code for a protein of 424 amino acids. The record is from RefSeq and is a predicted model, not a curated record. Lineage: Eukaryota; Metazoa; Chordata; Actinopteri; Perciformes; Eleginopidae. Gene Ontology annotation, cellular component: endoplasmic reticulum. The transcript is spliced from 9 exons. Gene Ontology annotation, molecular function: ubiquitin protein ligase activity. Gene Ontology annotation, biological process: positive regulation of ERAD pathway.